AAAGGGAAAAAUCAAAUUGUUGUAACAAAGUCACAUUUUGGAAUGAGGCCACCAGUUGGGCUUUAAGUUGGAUGCCAAUCGUAUCUCCGAAGUCUACAGAUAGCGAUCGGGAGGAGUACUCAAGAACAGAACUUCAGAUCCGUCUUCCCUUUCUUGUGUUCCAUUUCUCUUUCCAUCUCUGUAUCUGUAUCUGUCUUUCACCUCAUCCCUCCCUCUCUCUCUCUCUCUCCCUCUCUCCCUCUCUCUCUGAGUGCAUCUCUUGUGUUGGACGAGGCUGAAGAUCUCCACGGCAUUGUUGGCAUAGUGUUCAGCUGAGUUUUCCCAAUACAUCCGGCAAACCUUCUGCAAACCCCUGAAGCAAGAGCUGGUUCCAAGAACCAUUUGGGAGCACCAAGGACCUCGUGGAAAGUUCUGGACUUAUCGUGACACCGCUCUGCAGUUGGCACCGGAGGUUAAGCACUGUGUCGAUCUCUCUGACCUCCCUCGACAUCUUCCUUUCUUUUCUUUUUUUCCCUUAUUUUCUGACUUCAAGACACAAACCAAGUGUGUGGGAUUUUUUUGUUUUAUGACGAGAUACUCAAGGAGGAUCUUACGUCUGCAUACUUUUCAUCCAGUUUUUUCCCUCUGACAACUCAACAUGGCUGCAGUGCCUGUGUCUCUCUGGCAUGUUCCUGCCCUCCAUCCAAACAGGGGCUGGUCCUGUCCGGUGCUGCCCCACUGCACGCAUCUCCUCCUGGGCUUGGCGUUGCUGCUGACGCUGGGUCCUCUGGAGGUCCGGGGCCAGAAUGACACGGAGCCCAUCGUGCUGGAGGGGAAGUGCCUGGUGGUGUGCGACUCCACGCCCGCCGCCGAGCCUUCUGGGAACCCGCUGGGCAUGUCGGUGCGGUCGGGCACGGGGCGCGUGGCCUUCUCGGCCAUCCGGAACACCAACCACGAGCCGUCAGAGAUGAGCAACCGCACCAUGACCAUUUAUUUUGACCAGGUCCUAGUAAAUGUUGGGGCUCACUUUGACCCAGCACGCAGCAUUUUCCUAGCGCCCCGAAAAGGAGUCUACAGCUUCAGCUUCCAUGUGGUCAAAGUGUACAACAGGCAAACCAUACAGGUCAGUCUGGUGUUAAACGGCUGGCCGGUGAUCUCUGCCUUUGCCGGCGACCAGGACGUGACCCGGGAGGCUGCCACCAACGCCGGGCUCAUCACCAUGGAGAGGGGCGACAAGGCGUACCUCAAGCUGGAGAGGGGGAACUUGAUGGGGGGGUGGAAGUACUCCACCUUCUCCGGCUUCCUGGUCUUUCCACUGUGAGGUGGGGGAGACGCCAUGGAGGGCGGAGCAUGGGGUGUGGGGGUGGCGUCCAUAACUCAGCCCCUCAAAAACACUGUGUGGGGGGGGGCAACGUUUUGCUUUUUGCAGUGAUGUCAAGUUUGAGUGCGCUUUGACAAUGGAGGGGAGGCGAGGUGCUGUGACAUGAGGCGCUCGCCUUGAGAAAAAUACACAAGGACAAGACUUUAUAGAAAUAUAAACCUGUGUGUGAGUGUGUG
Messenger RNA from Sardina pilchardus (European sardine), 1536 nucleotides. RefSeq names its product cerebellin-1-like. Bases 638 to 1300 code for a protein of 220 amino acids. The transcript has 4 exons. Gene Ontology annotation, cellular component: glutamatergic synapse; synaptic cleft. Gene Ontology annotation, molecular function: protein binding. The record is from RefSeq and is a predicted model, not a curated record. NCBI's taxonomy places the organism in Eukaryota, Metazoa, Chordata, Actinopteri, Clupeiformes, Clupeidae. Gene Ontology annotation, biological process: maintenance of synapse structure.